Molecule: messenger RNA, 4830 nt
Organism: Mya arenaria
Lineage: Eukaryota; Metazoa; Mollusca; Bivalvia; Myida; Myidae
Product: adhesion G protein-coupled receptor L3-like
Exons: 27
Coding region: 78-3245 (1055 amino acids)
Biological process (GO): homophilic cell-cell adhesion; negative regulation of angiogenesis; cell surface receptor signaling pathway
Cellular component (GO): membrane
Molecular function (GO): calcium ion binding; G protein-coupled receptor activity
Source: RefSeq, a predicted model, not a curated record
CAAUUGUCAAAACAGGAUAUAUUUGUCCUCAGUUGAGGUGGUAAUUUUAAUAAUAUGAAUUUAUUAUAUUUAAGAUUAUGGAGGGAUUUAUCAUUAUAAGUUUUUGUGUGUUAUCAUUCCUACACGGAAUUGCAGCUCAAAUAACGCAAGCACCAACUGGACCGCAAACGAUCAGUACAACAACUCCAAAAACUUCAACCACGACUUUAACCAUAACUACAUUAGCCACGGCAUCAGCAACGGCAUCAAUGACAACUUCAACCACAACUUUAACCACAACUUCUUCAUACACGGCAUCAGCAACGACAUCAAUGACAACUUCAACCACAACGGCCACACCAAAGGCAGAUUGCCAGAUCUUUCACUCAAUGUCAAGUGAUACAGGAAGGGAUUUCAAUGGACUGCAAUAUACCAACUACACAGUAGUCGACUUACGCAACUGUUCAAUAGCCUAUCCAUUAGUCUUUACGGACUUUGAUGCAGCGUUUCGGACAUAUUUCGCUGACAUAAUUGAUCUAAAUCAAUCCAGUAUUCGCCUAUAUGUACGGAAGGAGAUCCCAAUCGGCCAGUACACUAAUGUUACGUUGAUGGCAAAAGAUCCUUACAAUAAAACUGAAGUCAUAGCCAUAGCAAUAAGAGCUAAAAGUGUGAAUGAUCCUCCGAUGUUUGUCGGCUUACAAUCUACGUUUGAUGUAGCUGAAAACACUGUCGUCGGGAGAAUUGUAUAUUCAGUGACAGUUCUUGAUCCGGAUAUAGGGGAUGCUGGAAACAUUACUAUUUCUACAAAUUCGUCAUUCCUUACAGCUACAAAAGUCAACGGUUCAUUUUUGUCCAUUUUAUGGUCUCACCAUUUGGCAUUGAAUAAAGCUUUAGAUGCAGACACCUUUCAAAGAAAUACGUCUAGCAUUUCUGGGCCAACUGAAGUUAUUUCUGUUCGGGCGAGUGACCCGCUGGGCCUGUACACUGAAGCGAACAUUUUAAUGACAGUAAGAGAUGUUGAUGAUAACGCAGCAGUUUGUCAACCGGAAGUUACUUUUUAUCUUCCAUCUUCUACUUAUCGUAAAGAAUACAUCGUGGGUGAUCUCAAUACGCACUGUGUAGACCGAGACUUUACGCCAGCGAACAGAGAUAUCAUUUUCAUAGUUGUAAAGGGGAACUGUACUGGAUAUUUGCAACCAGCCCGUUAUCAGAGUCCUUUGUCUUUUCCAGCUGUUGAAGGACCUUCUCUGUUUUUUGUUCGCAAAAACAUCUUGUUCGCUUAUCCCUGGUUACUGACACAACAAAAACCGUGUCAGGUCAACAUUUCAGCAGGAAAUGAGUUGCACGGAACCAGUUUUCUAGUAAAAAUCAGAUUUUCAGAAUGCCCUGCAGAUACGGACUUUGCAAACACGAAAUGGCCACCAGGUCGACUUGGGUAUACAGAAGAAAUAAACUGCCCAGGACAUUAUAACGGUACAGUUUUGCGCAACUGCAGUGCGAGUGGCGUGUAUGAAGAACCGAGGUAUUUCUGUACAGCAGAUGACAUCGUUUUUAUAUACCAACAGAUACUGCACGGAGGAAACAUAUCGACUAUAUUGAAGAACUUAUCUACAGCAACGUCUGCAACAGAAAAGUCAACGGGACUAUUUGUUGGUGACAUUGAAACUUCCGGACAGAUAUUAGAUGGAAUAAUCAAAAGAAUCAACACCAGCGUUUCGCCUAAUAUGACCGAUUUGUAUGUCGAAAUUGCCAGCAAUCUUAUGGACGAAAGUAAUAUCAGAUCAUGGAAAACUAUUAUUAACAAGAACGGGACUGGAGCAGAGACAAUAAUGACCAAAGUGGAUAUGUACCUUGCCAAACUUGUCAAAAGUUCAUCAACCAAACCCAACAGUACCAUUACCAAAGCAAAUAUAGCCGUGAAACUCGGACAGACGUCCAAUUGCUCCGUGAUACAGUUCCCAGAUGCCGACUUCCGCCCACGUUGGGACACAGACCACCAUGGUAGUAUUCAAGCGCGAUGCAAUCAAGCUGACGGAGAUGUGCCAUACAGUGCUACAAUUUACCGAAAUGUGUCCAACAUUGCAAGCGUUAACCACAGUUCAACGGCUGAACAAGCUAUAAAUGCUCCAAUACUUGGACUAAGCGUAUACACAAACGACGAACGAUUGAUGCAACAACAAGUUAACAUUUCAUUUCAGAUUUUCAAUAAAUCGCUAGGUAAUCCGCAAUGUUCGUUCCUCGACACGUCGAAAUACCAGUGGGCUACGGACGGAUGCAGGUUGAUAGAACACAUUGAAUCCGAGGGUAUGGUACACUGUCAAUGCGAUCACCUGACGAAUUUUGCUAUCCUCAUGAGCCCUUCCACCGUAUCUUCAGCGCCUACACCUGAGGUGAUUAAACAGGACCACGCUCUAAGAGUAUUCACAAUUGUAGGCUGCUCGUUUUCUAUAGUUGGACUUGUGUUGACCAUUAUUGUAUACGCAAUCUUUUGGCGAACCGUAAAAUCCGGACGUUCGAUUCACCUGAUUGUCCUUUGCUGUACGUUUUUAUUUACGUACAUCUUAUUUCUCAGUGGAGUAGACAAAACAAGCAAUAAGGAUAUGUGCACAGCAAUUGCCGUAUUUCUGCACUACUCGAUUCUUGUGGUUUUCUUCCUGAUGCUGGCAGAAGGCGUUACAAUUGCUCUUCUUGUUCUUAGGCCUUUGAAAAAACAAGAACUGUAUAUUCAAUGUAUUUUGGCGGCCUUUUUGAUUCCACUAGUCAUCGUCAGUGUAUCGAUGGGAGCGACACAGUUAAACGGAUAUGGCAACGAAUUCUAUUGUUGGUUGGAAGUGGGAUCCGGGCUGUUCUGGAGUUAUGUGGCCGUUAUCAUAACCAUCAUCAUAGUAAAUGCUGUCCUUCUUUGCAUCGUGGUGAAGUUUGGUGUUUGUGGAAUUACAGCCAUGGCGAGGAAGUCCGAGAUCGAAAAGAUAAAGGCAGGCAUUAGAAGUAUAGCCAUUUUGAUUCCAGUGUUCGGGCUAACAUGGAUAUUUGGUGUAUUUGCAAUCAACGAGGCAACGCUGGUUUUCCAAUGGCUCUAUGUUAUACUAAAUACUUUACAGGGUGUCAUGAUAUUCGUCGUGAAGUGCGUUAUGGAUAGAAAGAUUCGCAAGGAGUUCCUUGAAUGUUGGAGGCGCAGGACAAGGGACGUUUCAGGAUUUUCAUCUUCUAUUCCGAACAAAGUGUCAAAGGACGAAACAGGAAAAACGACUGAGACAGAUUUAUAAUUCUUCACCACGUCAACAUCCUCGUUUUACAUAUUUAUAUGAAGAAUUAUCUUAUUUAGUAGGAACAAUAUUUAUUCAAAUUUUUUAUCACUUAUUGAAUUGUUAUUUAAGUACAAUAUUCGUACACACUACCAAACAUGAUCGAUGAUAUGAUCGAUAUGAUAUGAUCGAUUUAUUUCUACAAAAUGAAAAAGAAUCUAACACCUGCAUGCCUAGUACAAAAGGCAGCGGCGGUGAAAUAUCACAAGUGAUAGAUGUCUCAAAUUCCUUUCAAUUAUCAAACAUCAAGUCUACGAACAACCUAUUUCAAGAGUGUCAACAUUGAAAUCCAAUAUCUAUUGUCACUGGAAUUACUUUGUUUCCAACACAAUACUACUUUGGUGAACGCUUCAUCAUGCAACGUUUAGGACUCAUUGUUGCAACUGAUUGAACACCUUUCCUUCAAAAAUGUACUGAUAAUCCAUUUUGUAUGUUUGGGGCAGUUGAGACAACUGCACACACUUUCUUCUGGAAUGCCCUAUCUCUGACGAACAAAGAUCAAAUAUGGUGGACAUGUUCCAAUCUCCACCACCGCCUCUUGUACAAUUUAUGAUGCUUUUUAUUAUGAAACUCCAUGAUCACACAGUUUUAAACCUUUUAUAUUAUAAGGCAGACUGUGUGUGAUGUUUUUAGUUUCUAACGAUGACUGCAUCGUAUCUUUGAAAAGUAUUUGCAUGAGGUGCUCUGAAUUGUUUCCCUCCAUCUGCAGAUAGAGUUGGGAUCUCUAAUCAUUGAAGUACUUGGGGUUUACCUUUUCGUUUUUUUAAUAUUAUUUGUUUUAUUGAUAAGUUUCCUCAAGUUAAUGCAUACUUUGAUAAGACUUACCUUUUGCGUUUUAUCUUUAUUAAGAAUUGUUGGGAUAAGAGUGAGGUUUGUGCACAUAAACUGGUUUAAACCCCCAGUAAAUUUACAUUUUACUGACCGUUCCAAGGCGGUACCUAACAAUAUUUGAUAAACAUACCAAUUAUUUAUAUAUAUAUAGUAUUUAUGCACUGUGCUGUUUGUAGAGUUUUGUGCUGUUCUAUGUUUCUUGUUGGUGAUUUUGUGUUCUAUGUCUUUUGCGUUUGCCCAUUGCCACAUAACCGGGUUUAUGUUUAAACAUUUUGCUACUGAGCAUGUUUCUGUAGCUUUUUGCAUAAUAUUAAUACUCGAUACUUAAUACGAAGACUUAAACAUUAAAAUAUGCAAAGUACCAAAAUUAUCUAAUUAACACUGUGUUAUAUAUUUACAUGAAGGCCUACCUUGACCCAUGGAUCUGAGCGACCAUCCAUUUCUUCUGAAUUAAUGCAUCAUCAUCUGUAUAUCACUUGUCUCUUACUACCGAUCAUACUUUGUCAUUCAUGUUACUAUAAAAUCCAACAUCGUCAAGAUGUAGUUCAAUACAUCAAUACAUAAUCAUACCAAAAUGCCAUAUAGCUUAUACUUAAACACCUUACAUGAUUCUCAUAUAGUUUUUCCAAUGCGAUAUUGUAUAAUAACACUUAUUAUUGAGUAUCCUUUUUUACUUUUAUUACGUCUCUGUAUUAUCAUUGGUUUAUUCUUUCUA